CACAAAAUAGCAAUUUCCAUCUGAAGAAGAUUCAAACAUAUCAAUGGAUUUGGAAUGGAUUUCAUGAAUAUGUCCACAAUAUGUUUCCUAUUUGAAAUCGUUUCGCAAUUUUUUGUAUAAAUCGUUUCAAAAUCACUGCCUCGUCUCUCUUAACUUUUUUAUUUUUCUCCUGUGUUGAAACCCUAAUUGCAGCUUAUUUUGAUCGUACGUUCUGCUUGUAUGAAUUGGCAUUGCUGUUUCUGUGCAUGCAUAAUCGGAGGCUGUGUGAUUAGUUAUACAUAGGAUUAGUUGGUGUGUGCGUGUGGAUUGCUGCAUAAUGGAGGAGUCUGUUCCGGCGCCGACCGUGAUCAUGGAUAGGGUGCGGCAGUGGAAGGAUGUGGGCGAGAGUGUGGUUAAGGGUUUAGUGGAUUGCUUCUCGGAUAUUGAAUCUCGCGAGGAGAAUUUGAGGUCGGUGUUGGCGGAUUUGAAUGAGAAGGAGAGGGCGUUGAGGUUGAGGGAGGAUGAGUUGAGAUUGGGGAAAGAAGAGUUGGAUGGGAAGCAGAGGUUGGUUGAUGUGCAUAUCGUGGAAUUGGAGGUGUCGCGGGGUGAGGUUGAUGCUCUGCGGGUGAAGGAGGCCGAGGGGUUGAAGGAGAUUGAGGAGAGGGGAAGGGAAUUGGAGAAGAGAUCAGGGGAAUUGGUGAAGCGAUUGGGGGAUUUUGAGAGGAGGGAGAAGGAAUAUGAUGCGUUUUGUGAUGGAAAAUUGAGAGAGCUAGCUUCGAAAGAGGAGGUUUUUCGGAAGGAGAAGGCGAAGUUGGUUGAAAAGCUUAGGUUAGCAAGUGAGAAGCUUGAGGAGAAACAGAAGUUGGAGCAUGGGUUUAUUCAGAAGUUGGAGAUGACAGUUGAAACACUAAGUGGAGUUAAGGUGGUUAUGGAUGACAAGUUUAAGGAGAUUGAGUCAAGGGAGGAGGAGGCCCAUGCAUCUCUGACCACAAGGUUGAACGAGGCCGACUUAAUCGGAGAAUCAUUGGAGAAAAGGUUCAAAGAGCUUGAGGGUUUUGAGAAAGAGCUUAAUUUGUCUCAAGAAGAUAGACCAAAAGAGAUGGAAUCAGAAGAGGGGAAAGAAACUAAGCAGCAGACCUCGGAGCUUCAAAAUAAGCCUGAAGAAAAGAAACAAGAGCUUGGUUUGAUUGCUUGUAAAAAGGAAAAUGACAGCAAAGAGCAACGCUCUAUGGAAAAGAGUUUGAGUUGUGUAAGAGAAUCUGCACAAACUUGUGCAGAGGAAAAUCUUGCAUUAAGCGAGCUAGUUGCAGAUAAAGGGGUUCAUUUUGAAGAACAAGGACUGAAACAACCAAUUGUAAUUGAUACCACUGAUGCUUGUUUAACAGCUAAACAAGAUGAAUCUGUAGACUCAAAACAUGCACUGCACAAGAAGGUUUUGGUAACGAUUAUUAGUUGUAAUGGGGAAGACUUGGAACUCAUGAAUCCAAACAUUCAUAGAGUCCUUUCACUAUCUUCUGAUCCAGCAAAGCUAGUUUUAGAAGCACUGGAAGGGAUUGAUGAUACCAGUUUGGGGAUACUUGAUAAGGACAGGAGAGCCACAAUCAUUCUGUUAGAUUUAUUAACCAAACUGUCGCCUAAGAUCUGUGAUAGUGUUAUUCACGCAGCAAUUAAACUAGCACUCACACUUUUACGGAAAUUGAAAACAAGUAUUAGUGUUGAAAGUUCGACAGAGGCAUUGGCAUUCUUGCAUCUCUUGACGGCAUAUGGUAUAUCUGAUUUUUUUGACAGAAAUGAGUUAUUCAGUUUUCUAAAGUUGGCUGAUAAACAUAAACAUACGCCAGACUUGUGUCGCACCUUCGGUUUCACAGAGAAAAUUCCUGAUUAUAUCAAGGAAUUAAUAGAUGAGAAGCGGUUUCUUCUUGCGAGCACCUACAUUCAUGAGUAUCAGCUUCAGAAAAUGUUCCCACAAGCAGCUGUCCUCAAUUCUUAUGCAACACAUUUCAAGUUAGCAGCAAAGGCACAAUGUAAAAAGGGACACAACACUUCUGCAGCAAAGGACAAGGGGAAGGAAACUGAGAUUGCUGCUCUAAGUCUUGCAAUCGAGCAUAUUGUCAAGUACGGGCUUGAAUCUGACUACUCCCCGAAGGCCCUCACAGCAAGAAUAAAGCAAUUGGAAGCGCCUCAAGCCGGUUCUAAAAGCAGAAAGGGAAAUCCACCAGCACCCUCUAAAAUAAAAAAAGAGGGUGUAUGCUAUGGACCCCAACAGCUAAGUAAGAAGGCACGACGAAAACGUCGUCGGGAGGCUGAAAAAGCUGCAGCUGAUCAAAAAACUGCUGCCGAAACAUCUGCUGCUGAAAAAACUGCUGCCAGCCCCCUAAAUCCUCAAAUGGCGCCUAGCCCUGGUUCAAAUAAUGGGCCAUCCCCUGUCUGCAUACAGCCUCCUCAAGCCGAAAAAUCUGCUGCCGGCCCCCUAAAUCCUCAAAUGGCGCCUUGCCGUGGUUCAAACAAUGGGCCUUCCACUGUCUGCAGGCAGCCUACUCAAGCCAAAAAAUCUUCUGCCGGCCCCCCAAAUCCUCAAAUGGCUCCUUGCCGUCGUUCAAAUAAUCGGCCAUCCCCUGGCUACAGACAGCCUCCUCAACAUCAGUCGAUCAAUCCGAGAAUAUAUCCAGCUGUUCCUGUGUAUCCCUGGGGUCCUGUAAAUUUGGUUCCGAUGCCCCAAUUCCCCGGUCCUCCUCACAAAAGACAUCGGGCGAACACCUGGGGUGAAGAGGGUGGAUCACAUGUAGGGCAGUUUUCUAACCAAUAUUGAUGGAUCAAUCAAUCCUCUUCUAACUUAUUGGAACUGGUAAAUGAGUUGCUCUCUCCAAUAUCUUUCUAGUCUCACUUCCCAAGCACAUGCCAAUGCUAACUUUUUUUUAGAAUGCUAGCUUUGUUAUUUUAAUGAAGGGAAAGUAACGAGUCAAUUCGGAACUGUCGAAUAUUACACUUUUAACGGUUACGGAUUUUGAUUUUUGUUGGUGAA
Salvia hispanica is the source of this 3001-nucleotide messenger RNA. RefSeq lists its product as uncharacterized. NCBI's taxonomy places the organism in Eukaryota, Viridiplantae, Streptophyta, Magnoliopsida, Lamiales, Lamiaceae. The record is from RefSeq and is a predicted model, not a curated record.